GAAGAUCUUUGGACAGAUCAAACACUUGGUCCAGUUUUUCUCCCUGCCAUGAAACCCCGGGCCUCACAGGAUAAUGCGGCAGAUGCAUCAGAGGAUGAGGACGAGGUAGAAGAAGAAGAGGAGGAGGAGGAGGAUGACGAUGAGGAGGACAAUGAAGAGAAGGACAAAGAUGAUGAAAAGGAGGAAGAGGAAGACGAGAAGGAGGAAGAGGAUGGGGACAGCUCUGGAGACAGCUCGGAAGCUUCCAGUGAAGAGAAGCCGAAGGCUGAGCAGUCCAAGGAGACCAAAGUUCAACUUCUGCCUCGAGACCGUUCCCGCUCUCGAUCCCGAAAUGCCAAAAAGGAUCGGCGGAGUCGGUCAAAGCUGAAGCGGCAGGAGAAGAAAUCCAGCUGGAGAGCUAACAGGAUCAAUGCUAUGCUGCGAAGCUCCAGCUCACCCAAGAAGCGCAGGUCGUUCUUGUAUUCUAGCAAUGCGCUUUGUGUUCACUACUUUGUGCCGGAAGCAGCCAAGCAGCAAAGCUUUUGCUGCCAGGGUCAUUCUCUCCUCCUUUGCGGCCUCAGGCGAAGUCCUCGGAAGAGCCGCGACCGGCGGCCACGAAGUGCCCUUCGUAGCCCCCGGCGCAGCGAAAAACGCGAGCGGCGGAAGGAUGAUCGGAAACGGUGCAGUUCGAGUUCACGCAAGGACCGCAAAAAGCGCAGUCGAAGCCGGAGUGCGCGUUACAAGAAGAAUGACAGAAAGGGUUCUCCAAGGCGCUCACAACAUCGGAGGAGGAGCCCUUCGCCUUUGCUGAAGAAGGGUGAUAGCGAGAAGGCGGUUGCAAAAGGCUCCAGCGAGGUGCCGAAGACCUCACCUUCGACGCAAUCGCAGCUUUUCAAUGCCUUAGAGUCCCUGGAAGCCUUGCUCAAUGACAAGGCACAGGAUCCCAAGACAAAGGAGACAAAGCCACAGUCGACCCAGCAGACUUCAAAGCCGCCGUUGGAGCGUCCGCCAUUGCCGCGGCAGCCAGCCAAGCUAGCACAACCGGCACAACCAAAGCCGGCACAGCCGAAACAGCCGGUACAAGCUGUACCCAAGCCUGCCUCACUGGGGUUGCCAAAGAAGCCACAGGUCUUGGAUUGGAGGAGACGCUCCGCUGUUGAGACCAAGCCUCCGCAGCAGGUGCCAUGCUGCGGCCAUGCAAGCCUCCUAACAGAUGCCACGUUUACGCAACUUUUGAGACGUCUAAGAGACGUCCAGGCUUUAAAGUCGAGCGGAACAGAGAUACUAGCGGCACACUGGUUUACAGUAGGUGAUUUUCUUUUUUAAGCCAAUCAACGGCACAGAUUAUAUUAUACAUUAUACAUAUACUUCCACCGCCCCAGCACGGAUGGGGUGUACACUGAAUAUGUGGAAAGCUGUUGCCCUCCAUGGAUCACAACAGUAACAUGCAGUGACAGCAGCAAGCUGAGGCUGUUCAUUCAGUGGAUACCCGAGGCCAUCAAUAGGUUUGGGACGUGUCACUGUGAGUCAUUGUUUGCCCCCAGGACCAGCGAGCUUCUGCUGGAUCCUCAGUGUGUGACUGAGGUCACAGAUUUCUUUGCUUUUCUGGAAUCUGGGUGGGACGAGAGUCGAGACACGAAUCAUCACGGCUUCAAUUUUGCUAUCUCAUUUUGAGGUGCCGAUUCUAGGGAAUAGCAUCACGCAUCCAUACAGCUGGUGAAAAUGACAGGAUCCAGGCUAUGAUUUUGCCCUUCGAGCUCAUGCAGGA
Molecule: messenger RNA, 1747 nt
Organism: Durusdinium trenchii
Lineage: Eukaryota; Dinophyceae; Suessiales; Symbiodiniaceae
Source: the annotation of a GenBank genome assembly